Oncorhynchus nerka (sockeye salmon) is the source of this 2013-nucleotide messenger RNA. It is a transcript of the gene acsf3, whose product is annotated as acyl-CoA synthetase family member 3. The record is from RefSeq and is a predicted model, not a curated record. NCBI's taxonomy places the organism in Eukaryota, Metazoa, Chordata, Actinopteri, Salmoniformes, Salmonidae. Gene Ontology annotation, molecular function: medium-chain fatty acid-CoA ligase activity. Bases 174 to 1919 code for a protein of 581 amino acids. The transcript is spliced from 10 exons. Gene Ontology annotation, biological process: fatty acid metabolic process.
CCAGAACCCCAAAAUCUAGCUCCAGUUUCCAUUCGGAGUUUUAUUGUGACGCACCGUCACAAGAAUAACCGAUGUUUGGGUAUUCCAAUGUGACCAUUGUGUGGCUUGACAUCAUGAGGAUGGACUUUUUAUGAGGAUAACAUUGGUAGCUUUGAGCAGCAUAGUGUCCCAUCAUGUUGCCAGGGGCAGUACGUCACUCAGUCCCUCUGUGGCGCUCUGCUUUGGCCUGCUUGCAGUGUGAGGCAGGGCCAGGGAGAUGGCUGCUGAGACAGGUCCUGAGGAGAGCCUACACCUCCACAAGAGCAAGGCAGGCUGCAGCAGGGGACAGUGCCCCUGUGUUUUCCAGAGCCCAAGUGUACAGGGACAAGCUGGCCAUAGUGGACGACAGUGGGAGCCACAGCUACAGGGACUUGUACGGCAGUAGUAGGGGCCUGGCUGGGCGUAUCAAGGCAGCUCUGGACUGUCCCUCUGGGGACCUGCAGGGGAAGCGCAUCUCCUUCCUGUGCGCCAACGAUGCCUCGUACACUGUAGCCCAGUGGGCAUCCUGGAUGUGUGGCGGAACGGCCGUGCCUCUCUACAGGGAGCACCCUCCGUCUGAGCUGGAGUACAUCAUCUCUGACUCCCAGAGCUCCCUGCUGGUGGCUGGGCAGCCGUACGCAGACACCAUGGAGCCCCUCGCCCACAGACUGGGACUGCCCUACCUGCAGCUGCCCCCCACCUCCAGCCUCAGCUCCCUGCUGGAAGCCCCAGAGACCCAGCCUGAGCCUGGCAUCACAGACUGGGCCCAGCGUCCUGCCAUGAUCAUCUACACCAGCGGCACCACAGGCAGGCCCAAAGGGGUUCUCCACACUCACAGCAACAUUCAGGCCAUGGUUCAGGGUCUGGUGUCAGAGUGGGGCUGGUCCAGAGAUGAUGUCAUCCUUCACACCUUGCCCCUGCACCACGUCCAUGGCAUCGUCAACAAGCUGCUCUGCCCUCUCUGGGUGGGUGCCACCACCGUCAUGCUGCCUACCUUCCAGCCUCAGAAGGUAUGGGAGGUCCUGCUCAGCUCCAAGGCUCCUAUGGUGACUGUGUUCAUGGCUGUUCCAACCAUCUACUCCAAGCUGAUCCAGCACUAUGAGCAGCACUUCACCCAGCCACGCGUCCAGGACUUUGUCAGGGCUGCCUGCAAGGAGAGAAUCAGGCUGAUGGUGUCUGGCUCGUCCGCCCUGCCCCAGCCCACCCUGCUACGCUGGGAGGAGAUCACAGGACACACCCUGUUGGAGCGCUACGGCAUGACAGAGAUAGGCAUGGCCCUGUCCAACCCCCUGAAGGGUCCUCGCAUCCCAGGUGCAGUCGGUGUCCCUCUUCCAGGAGUGGAGGUUCGUAUUGUCAUGACGAACGCAACCAGCACCACCAUCGCCGAGGGCAACAGCAGAGAAACUCAGGUGCGUCCAGGGUUGGAGGGGAAGGAGGGGGAGCUGAUGGUGCGAGGAGACCAGGUCUUCACAGAGUACUGGAACAAACCAGAGGCCACCAGGGAGUCUUUCACUGAGGACGGCUGGUUCAAAACGGGGGACACAGCGGUCUAUAAGAAUGGAGUGUACUGGAUCAUGGGCCGCACCUCAGUGGACAUCAUAAAGAGUGGAGGCUAUAAGAUCAGUGCUCUGGAGGUGGAGCGACACCUGCUAGCCCACCCUGAUAUCACAGAUGUGGCUGUGAUUGGUGCUCGGGACGCCACCUGGGGACAGAAGGUGACAGCGGUGGUGCAGCUGAAGAGGGGGCGGAGCAUGACCCUGUCAGAGCUGAAGACCUGGGCCAGAGAGCACAUGGCUCCAUACACCAUCCCUACAGGCCUGGUCCUUGUGGAGGAGAUGCCAAGGAACCAAAUGGGGAAGGUCAACAAGAAGGACCUACUCAAGCACUUCUUCCCCAGCUAACUAGUAGAGAAGCCUGCACCUCCUUCACGGCCCACCUCCUCCACGACACCUCCUUCCAGCAGGAGCAGAGACCCUCCUCAUACUACAGUAAGCC